This is a messenger RNA of Malania oleifera, 1140 nucleotides long. RefSeq names its product germin-like protein subfamily T member 1. Lineage: Eukaryota; Viridiplantae; Streptophyta; Magnoliopsida; Santalales; Ximeniaceae. The record is from RefSeq and is a predicted model, not a curated record. The transcript has a single exon. Bases 272 to 928 code for a protein of 218 amino acids. Gene Ontology annotation, molecular function: manganese ion binding. Gene Ontology annotation, cellular component: cell wall.
AGAAUAUCCCAAAAAAAGGAUUUAAGAAUAAUAUCAUUGCUGGGUCACAUAUAUACAUACAUACUUGUACACAUUGUCAAAAACCAACCUACCCUGACUAAUUGCAUCUCCUUCCCAUUAUUUUACCAAGUCAAAGACAAUAUUUCUGAGCUUUCUUCAUCACCUUAAAAAGCAAGCUGGAGCAAUCUAUAUAUAGCCCUCCAUAAAUUAAACCACCAACACAAACACCGCCUUCAAGCACAUACGAAACCAGUUUCCAAAUCAAAAAUCCAUGGCUGCUCCACCACUCUACAUAAUCAUGAUGAUAGGGUCACUGCUACUUCUCCCUUCCCCUUCCCAUUCUUCUGACCCAGACCCAUUACAGGACUUCUGUGUAGGAGACUUAGAAGCUUCCCCAUCCCUCAAUGGCUUCCCCUGCAAAUCCGCCUCCAACACAACCUCCGACGACUUCUUCUACUCCGGGCUGAGCAAGGAGGCCAGCACAACCAACGCCUUCGGAGCUACGGUGACUGCAGCCAACGUGCUCGUGUUCCCAGGCCUAAACACGCUCGGAAUCUCCAUGAACCGGGUGGACUUCGGCCCGGGGGGGCUUAACCCUCCUCACACGCACCCGCGGGCCACCGAGACCGGGGUGGUCAUCGAGGGGAAGGUGCUUGUUGGGUUUGUGACCACAGGGAAUGUGUACUACUCCAAGGUUUUGGGCGUUGGGGAGAUGUUUGUGAUACCAAGAGGGCUUGUGCACUUUCAGAAGAAUGUUGGGGUGGGGAAGGCUCUUAUCUUGACAGCUUUCAAUAGCCAGUUGCCAGGGGUUGUGGUUGUCGCCCCAACUCUCUUCGGCUCAAAGCCUUCUAUUCCUAAUGACGUGUUGACUUUGGCCUUCCAGGCUGAGGAGAGUGUGGUUAACAGCAUCAAGUCCAAGUUUGGUUAAUUCUUCAGCUCGCUAAUCUUGAAUAGGUUGGAUUGCCUGGUGAAUUUUUAUUAUUCUUGUUGGGUUUUCUUCUCUGCCCAUCCUUGCCGAUCAUUGUUGUCAUUAGUCAUUUGAGAUUUAAUUGUGUUCGUAAUUUGAUCCUCAUGUUCUGUUAACGCAAUAUAUUCUUUGUCAUAUAUGAAUAAUAAAACAAGGUUUCUUCUGCGAUUAAA